AUGGAAGGAGAACAACAUCUACAAAUUUGCGAGGAUGGAGUUUUGUCAUGUGAAUCGAAGGAAUUUUCUGAUAACAAUCACGAUUCCGACGCUGUGGAAGAAAGCGAGGAUACUGUUACAAGUGGAAACCAAGAUGUUUCUCCUGCUAGUGGACCAACACUUCCAAUUUUGCAGAAAAUUAUUGAUUUGAGCAACAAAAUUAAGGUCUUGAAAGAUGAACAUGCACUGGUAUCCAACCAUGUGAAAGAGAUCAAGAAUUGUUCAUUUGCAGAACCGGAAAUUUCAAGGGCUCUCCAGCUUCUGACUACUGAGCUUGGAACACUGAAAAAGCAAUACUUGGAAGAGUCAUCAGAGAGGAAACGAUUGUACAACGAAGUAAUCGAACUCAAGGGAAACAUCAGGGUCUUUUGCAGAUGCAGACCUAUUAACCUAGCUGAAGUAGCCAAUGGUUGUGUUUCUGUAGUCGAGUUCGAUACAACACAGGAAAAUGAGCUCCAAAUUCUUUCAUCCGAUUCCUCCAAGAAGCAUUUUAAGUUUGAUCAUGUGUUUAAGCCUCAGGAUGGCCAAGAGACUGUUUUUGCACAGACGAAACCUAUAGUUACUUCGGUGCUGGAUGGUUAUAAUGUCUGUAUAUUUGCCUAUGGCCAGACUGGAACUGGCAAGACAUUUACCAUGGAGGGAACACCAGAGAAUAGAGGAGUGAACUAUAGGACAUUAGAAGAAUUGUUUCACUGUGCAGAAAGCAGAAGUCGUCUCAUGAAGUUUGAGCUAUCUGUUAGCAUGCUGGAGGUUUACAAUGAGAAGAUAAUGGACCUUUUGGUAGAUAACUCAAACCAUCCCCCCAAAAAGCUGGAGGUUAAGCAAUCAGCAGAAGGAACACAGGAAGUCCCUGGAUUAGUCGAAGCACAAGUUUUCAAUACAGAUGAAGUAUGGGAUCUGCUCAAGAGAGGAUAUUCUGUUAGAUCUGUGGGAUCAACAGCCGCAAAUGAGCAAAGCAGCCGCUCGCAUUGCUUGUUACGAGUGACAGUGAAGGGAGAGAAUUUGAUCAAUGGUCAGAGAACCAGAAGCCAUCUUUGGUUGGUGGACUUGGCAGGCAGUGAGCGAGUAGGAAAGGUAGAAGUUGAAGGAGAAAGGCUGAAAGAAUCUCAGUUUAUCAAUAAGUCGCUUUCAGCACUCGGUGAUGUUAUCUCUGCCCUUGCAUCCAAAACAAGCCACAUUCCUUACAGAAACUCUAAGCUCACUCAUAUGCUGCAAAACUCUUUGGGUGGAGAUUGCAAGACAUUAAUGUUUGUCCAGAUUAGCCCGAGUUCCUCCGAUCUAGGAGAGACCCUUUGUUCCUUAAAUUUUGCUAGUCGAGUCCGGGGAAUUGAAAGUGGACCUGCCCGGAAACAGGCAGAUGUAUCUGAACUCCUCAAGCUAAAACAAAUGGCCGAGAAGCUGAAACAGGAGGAAAAAGAAACGAAGAAGCUACAGGACACUGUGCAGUCACUACAGCUACGCCUAGCUGCCAGAGAACACAUAAGCAAAGGACUUCAAGACAAGGUUCGUGAUCUGGAAUUUCAACUAGCAGAAGAAAGGAAAACCAGAAUCAAGCAGGAGACACGAGCUAUAGCGUCUGCAUCAUCAUCAACGACAUCUAGACAAGUGAGAGAGCAACUACCGACAAUUACAGAAAAAAAGCCGCCUUUGGCUCCCACAAGAAUGCUGCGAAUGCCACUCAGAAGAAUCACAAACUUCAUGCCCCAACAACCAUCUCAGGGUCCUAUCAAGAGAUUCUCAGACGCAACAUCAACAAAGAGCAAAGAGAACUAUAAUAAUAAUAACAGCAGUAGAAGAUCAUCAUCCAUGGACAUGAACGCACUAAUGAAACCAAGAAGAAGCUCCAUCGCAUACCGACCAGCUCCUCCUCCAUCAGCAGUUGCAUCAGGCAACAAAACCUUACUGCCCAGAAGGAGAGUCUCAAUCGCAACGUUAAGACCAGAAGCAUCAUCUUCUUCAUCUUACAUGAACAUGAUGACAACUCCAUCACGCCCUUCUUCUUCUAUCUUCCGUGGUGGUAACCCGAGAAAGGCAAGAUACUCUAAGCUCUUCUCUCCAGACCACAAUCUGGUGACACCAAAUGCAAUGAAAAGCAGCAGAUUCAUGAAGAGCCCACUUGGAGGAGGAGGCAACUCGUGGAAGCCGAGCCAUCCCACGGUGGUUGCAUUGCAAAAGAAGACGGUUGUGUGGAGUCCCCUUAAGUUCAAGAACAGAAGAUCAACCUUCUUAGCCAUGCGGUCGUCUUCUUCUUCCACCUCCGAUGUACUCCGGAAGGAACAAUAA
This is a messenger RNA of Arabis nemorensis, 2322 nucleotides long. The record is from the annotation of a GenBank genome assembly. Lineage: Eukaryota; Viridiplantae; Streptophyta; Magnoliopsida; Brassicales; Brassicaceae.